GCCCAUUCUCCAGACACGCCUCAGUCUCCGGUCUCGCAGCCACUCAAAGUAAGUAUGGGAAGUGGCGGCGGCUAUUAGUAGGUGUAGGCUGUCAAUCACACCGACCCGCCUCAACGCUUCUCAGACGGGAAGCGCACCGUUCACACAACUUCUCCAGCAGCUGUGGAGCGGGACCUCUGUGAUACCACGCAGUAUCAUCGAGCGACAAACGGCCAAAAUGUAAAGGAUAAGUCGCCGUACACCGCUUUCUGAAAGUAGGUGUGAAGUUGAGAAGUGUAGCGGUGUUAAAAACGAUGCGUAAAAUCGCUGUGGCGCAGCAGGGACGCACAAUAGUCUGUGCGUAAAAAAAGAGUGAGCCAAAGAGGACAGAAGUGAAAAUUCGGUGGUGGAAUCAAACAUUUUCCCGGAUGCAAUGGAUGCGUCAGUGAGCGUUUUGGACAAAAGCUGACGCUGUGAGUAACAAUCGAUUCGACUUAAACAAUUGGCCUCUUCUUUCCAGCGUUUGGCGACAGAGCCGGAGCGGAGCGCGCAGCGGGGCAGCAGAUGCUGGACAGUGACUAAGCCUCACGACUGGAAAGCUCAUGAAUUGAAUUUGUCUGGAGUGCAGACUUUAUGUAAGAAGUAGGACAAGCAUAACGCCGCCCAACUAGUUCUUUCCGUCAUGCGUAGGGACGCUUUGUCGUCCAGCAUCUUGAUGUUAUGAUAGAGUUCAGUUCCUGCGGGUCAGCUCCUCAGAAAGUUACAGCUAGCUGAUGCCACUGGAGCCAGUAGAAAGUUUCAGUCGUUUACAGCCUAUCGUCUACCUCUGAUCGACAUGGACGAGAGCGUUGAGUCCGCCGCGGCCGAGGGUUGCCCGGACGGCGGAGAGAGCAUCAACCUCAGCGUGCUCAACUGGGAGCAAGUGCAGCGGCUGGACACCAUCCUCACCGGCUCCAUCCCCAUCCACGGCCGGUGGAGCUUCCCCACUCUGGAGGUGAAGCCGCGAGAUAUCGUCAAGGUGGUGCGGAGCCGCAUGGAGGAGAAGCGAAUACACGUCCGGGAGGUGCGACUGAACGGCUCCGCGGCCAGCUACGUCCUGCACGAGGACAGCGGCCUGGGAUGGAAAGAUCUGGACUUAAUAUUCUGCGCCGAGCUGAAAGGAGAGAUGGAAUUCCAGAUAGUGAAAGAUAUAGUCCUGGACUCUCUUCUAGACUUCCUGCCCGAGGGAGUGAAUAAAGAAAAGAUUACACCAGUGACCUUAAAGGAGGCCUAUGUGCAAAAGAUGGUGAAGGUGUGUAAUGACUCAGACCGCUGGAGUCUCAUCUCCCUCUCCAACAACCGUGGUAAGAAUGUGGAGCUGAAGUUUGUGGACUCUCUUCGACGGCAGUUUGAGUUCAGCGUGGACUCCUUCCAGAUCCGCCUGGACUCCCUCCUCCUCUUCUACGAGUGCUCCGAGCACCCCAUGGCAGCCACUUUCCACCCCACGAUCCUCGGGGAGAGCGUCUACGGCGACUUCCCCACUGCCCUCGACCACCUGCGCAAGCGCCUAAUCUGCACCCGGAGUCCUGAAGAGAUCAGAGGUGGGGGCCUGCUGAAGUACUGCCACCUGCUGGUACGGGGUUUCCGUGCGGCUUCUGACGCUGAGAUGAAACUGCUGCAGCGCUACAUGUGCUCACGCUUCUUCAUAGACUUUCCUGACGUGGGCGAGCAGAGGAGGAAGCUGGAGUCCUACCUGCAGAACCACUUUGUAGACCUGGAAGACAGGAAGUACGACUACCUGGCCACGCUGUACGAUGUUGUACAGGAGAGCACGGUGUGCCUGAUGGGCCACGAGAGGCGCCAGACACUCAGCCUCAUCUCGUCGCUGGCGCUGCGGGUCCUGGCCGAGCAGAACGCCAUUCCCAACGCUGCAAACGUCACCUGUUUCUACCAGCCAGCCCCUUAUGUCUCAGAUGGCAACUUCAGCAACUAUUACGUAGCACAGGUUCAGCCUGUCUACUCCUGUCCCCCCUCGCCUCCUCAGCCAUACCUUACCCCUCAGCAUCAUCCCAUGUAUGCCACCUGGUUGCCCUGUAACUAAACCUUGUGUACAUUCAUGCACAUUUGUGUAACUGGUGGAACUCAUGCCCACUUAAAAGGGAUGAAUGAUGAUCUUUUUAUCUCUUCUGUGAGAUGCAAAACUUAGGGAAACAAGAAAGGAAGUACAGGAGACAAAAUUAGACAAAGAAUGCAGAUAAAAGAGGAGAAUAAAGGACGAAAGGGAAAUGAGGACAAGGAACGUGGCUAAAGGCAGGGGACCAGAGAAAGGCCUUUCCCCAGGGGGAAGGAUGCCACGACAUGGAGGAGCUGAGCACACAGUGAGAGAUGCCAGCGAGAGAGGCUGACCCAUCAGUUUCACGGCUCUUUUGUCGGAGCCAAGAUCGAUUUGGUAGAGCAAACCACAAGUUGAGCUCAGCCUUGAAGUCAUCAACAGCCGACGUGACAAUAUUUUCCCCCUGCGUCGUGAGUUGCAGCUCACAGGAACUCAAAUUACAAAUAGUGAACAUGUCUAAUAUCCACAUCCUCUUUGCAUUACAAACCAAAAUGGACACAAACAGCACAGCCAUGGAGCGGAAUGCAAGACACGCAUGACAUGAUGAAGAUAUUAAUUUGUGGUCAAACAAUGACAACCCCUGACCUUUUGCAUGUGCUCUGUUGUGUGUGUGUGUGUGUGUGUGUGUGUGUGUGUGUGUGUGUGUGUGUAUGUGUGUGUGUGUAUGUGUAUGUGCAAAAAGAGGAACUGGAUACUGUUUACAAAUCCAAAGAUCUACUUUAAUUCUCAAGUUUAUCUGAACUCUGAAAAAAAAAAACAACAAAACAAUGCAUGCUUUAUUUCUGUACAGGAAUAAUUUUCUUUAAGUGCCUAGAUAAAGCCUAAAGGGAAGAGAUAUUUUUGUGAUUCUUUAUCAUAGAGAACUGUUGAGUUGUCUUAUUGACAUUUUUCAAGGUGAUAAUGAAUGUAUUGAGAGAGUUUACCAAAUGCUGAGUAAGGUCUCUUACACCGAGGAAGGUACUGUAUAGGACCAGCUUUUGACAAUGUUUAGUUGAAGACUGCUCUUAUCUGCAGUCCUGCUGGACGAAUGCACAUCCUGAUUACCAAAGAGGAAGUAACAACAUAAUCUCAUCAUCUCUAGAAAGAGAUGGGGGAGGGGUUGGGGGUUGGAUAAAAAAUGCUUAUUAGAGUAAAAUAGAUGUAAUUGUGAGAGAAAUGUACAGAUUGAGAGAGGUUUGGCUUGAGAGGAUAAACUGCUCUUAUCUGCAGUUUUAUUGGAUUGCAGCAUACUGUGGACCAGUGCACAGCCCGAUAACCAAAAAAGCUAUUUAUCACAGAGAGAAGAUAAUAUAAUCAACAUUUGUGGGGGAUGAAUUGCCAAGAAAGAGGUGUAUUUGGAGUGUGUAAAAGUUUCUCCCAAAGCGCAAUUCAAAAUGGUAUUUCAGCACAUGCUAAGUAUGUCAAAAUGCAUACAUGCUACAUGCUGAAAUGUUUACAUAAUUUGUGUACAAAGGCAUUUUGUCAUCCUGUAUGCAUUAUGAAAGAAGAGAGCUUUCCACAAGAAAAAAAGAAGGUUCAAAAUAUACAUCCACUGCAGUGGCAUCUGAAGAUAUCUGCAUACUUCACAGUGAUACAACAAGCUGUGUGUUUGUCAGAGGGGUGAAGGGUGGAUUGUGUAUGCAAGGACUUUGCAACAGUGUGCAAGCGUACUCCUGCUAGAGUCAGAGACCCAGCAGAUACUUUAUGCACAAAGCUAGAAAAGCUUCAAAGAUGAUGUAAGCUCAGUGAAUGUUGGCCAAUGUACAGUAUUUCAUCCUUGCUUUAGAAAAAAAAAGUCAGCGUUUGAGAUGUGUGGAAAUUUGGCUGCAUGUGCAGUUGACAGCUGUCGAAAGAAAUGUUAUCCUCCUCUUAGCACGGAAAAGUACCACACAAUGAGGAAAUAAUCAAAAAAUGCCGAGUGCAGAUAAAGACAAUCACAUGGAUGUUUGAAUGGCAAUAAGACAAGUUGGCUAGGAACCAAGAUUUUUGAGACGAUCAUGGAAAUAACAGGUGUACAUUUUCAACUUUACAAGUGCAAGAGACUCAGCAUUUUCUCUCAAACAUGUUGUCAGAGCUCCUAUUUUUCUAUCAAUCUCUAUUUUUGUACAGUUUGUGUUUGGCCUGGUGUAGCAGGCAGAUUCAAAGCUGUGUUGUUGGGUCUAAGAGUUUCCUUUCUUUUUUUGUGGCGUGUGCGAAUCUGUGUUUUAUUUUGGCUGAUGAAAAGCAGUGCAGGUGGACACAGUGGCUACACUGAGACACAGAUUUGACUUCUGUUGAGCUGUUUCAUAUGGAUUUCUGUUGCUCCAAAGAGAUUGUUUCACUGUUUUGCGUGUGUUUUUAACUGUCGUCCUGUUUGGACAUGAAAAUACUGAUCUGAUAAAUUUGUUCAAGAUUAUCGACUUGAUAAUUAAAAACAAACUGCUCA
Lates calcarifer (barramundi perch) is the source of this 4475-nucleotide messenger RNA. RefSeq names its product terminal nucleotidyltransferase 5A. Gene Ontology annotation, biological process: mRNA stabilization. The coding region runs from base 815 to 2059 and encodes 414 amino acids. The transcript is spliced from 2 exons. Lineage: Eukaryota; Metazoa; Chordata; Actinopteri; Centropomidae. The record is from RefSeq and is a predicted model, not a curated record. Gene Ontology annotation, molecular function: RNA binding; poly(A) RNA polymerase activity.